CCGCGGGAAGUUAGAAGCAGAGCGAGGGGAGCGCGCGAUGGCGUUGCUGGGCUUCUCCCCGGAGCAGCUGGCGCGCAGGCUGGCCGAAGCGGAGGCGCUGCUGGCGGCGCACGUCUCGGAGCCGAUCCGGGCCAGCUGGUGCUGGGCGCUGAAACUGGCAGAGCCGCCGGAUCUGGAGCGCUUUUGCGCCGAGCUCAACCAAGCCCGGCGAGGCAGGGAGGCUCUGUUAGCCGGGGACGCGGUUCUCUCCGAGGACAGGCAGGAGCGGCUGCAGGGGUUGCUGCAGUUGGAGAUGGCUCUCCUCCGCGGCAUCCAAGCGCUGGGCGAAGGCGCGGAUCUGCUGCGGGCGGCGCUGCUGAACGUGGCGGCUGGGCUGGAAGAGGGAGAGAUGGGAUCGAGUUUGCCCGGGGAAGCCGCCGUCGCUCUGCAGCUCGCCCUGGAGGCGCUGCUGGAGAAGCGGCCGCGGGAAGCGCUCUGGGCGCUGGAGUGGCUGGUGAGGGAGGAAAGGCGAGCCCGGCCGCGGCGGCGGGUGCAAGCCCUGAUCCGAGCCCUGCGGGAGGAAGGCUGGGCCGAGCGAGGAGACCAGCUGCCGCUGGAGGAGCUGCGCCCGCUGCUGGAGAAGGCGCUGCGCCUGGUGCGCAAGGAGCGGAGUUGGCCACAUCUGGAGGAAGCUCCUCAAGGGACCUCGCGAAAUGUCUCCCCCGAGCAGGCACAGCCUCAUCAGGAGUCAGGAAAGACUGUGCAGGAGCUGCAGGCAGAGACAAAUCUCCCUUUUAAGAGUGAUGCUCCGUGGAGGAACGCGAAAGAUCUUCAGGAUGCCCUGCGGGAAAUGACCAGCAGGAAGACGAGUGCGCUGCCACCCGGCUUGUGGGACCAGGGCCCCCGGAAGAUGUGUAGCCAUCUCCACCAACUUUGCCGCCAGUGGUUGCAGCCGGAAAAACACACAAAGGGACAGAUGCUGGACCUGGUGAUCCUGGAGCAGUUCCUGGCUCUCCUGCCCCCAGAGACGGAAAACUGGGUGCGGGAGUGUGGAGCAGAGACCAGCUCCCAGGCGGUGGCCUUGGCCGAAGGAUUUCUCCUGAGCCAGGCAGAGGAGAAGAAGGAGCAGGGAAAGAUGCAGUUCCAAGGACUGAACUUGAACUCUGAGAAUCCGGAGGAAAGAAGGGACAAACCAGAUUAUUAUGGGGACCUGCUCUUCAGUGGGAUCUUCCAUGAAGAACCAAGUCAGGACACCUCCUCAGGGAAAGGAAAAUCUGCAUUCAUAGGUUCUUCCGUUUCUCGUGAAGUUGAAGAGCCAGUUGAACCCCAAACUCAGGUUCUUGUCUCUCUAAAGGAGGUUACUGUGUGUUUCUCUGAAGAUGAAUGGUCUCGGCUAGAUCCCCUUCAGAAAGCCCUGCACAGAGACGUCAUGCUGGAAAAUGCCAGAAAUGUGGCCUUUUUGGCACCGGUUCAUACAGUACAGCACCAGAACAUACAGAACAGUAUACAAAUGGCUAACAGUCAAGAUCCCAUCAUGGCUCCACCAGGAAGAAGAAAGAAAUAUGACGCCAGUUUCAAACUUAAAGUUGUAAACUUUGCCAUGGAACAUAAUAACUGUGCUGCUGCAAGACAAUAUGGAGUAACAGAAAAGAUGGUUCGGGACUGGAAAGCAAAUGAAAAAGCAUUAAAGAGUAUGCCAAGGGGCCCAGCUGCUCCCGAACCCCGGCCACUGCUCCCGGACCUCGGCUGCUUCUCCCGGACCUCAGCUGCUUGCCUGUUGUCGCCGAUCGGUCCCAGCUCCUCCUGCCAUCGCCUAUCAGUCCCAGCUCCUCCUGCCGUCGCCAAUCGGGCCCAGCUGCUCCCGAACCUCACCCGCUUUUCCGCCACCGAUCGCCCGGACCUCUUCAGUGGGAUCUUCCAUGAAGAUCCAAGUCAGGAUACCUCCUCAGGGAAUGGAAAAUCUGCAUUCAUAGGUUCUUCUGUUUCUCGUGAAGUUGAAGAGCCACUUGAACCCCAAACUCAGGUUCUUGUCUCUCUAGAGGAGGUGGUUGUGUGUUUCUCUGAGGACGAAUGGUCACGGCUAAAUCCUGUUCAGAAAGCCCUGUACAGAGACGUCAUGCUGGAAAACUCCAGAAAUGUGGCCUUUUUGGAGCAGUGGUGGCGAACCUAUGGCACGCAUGCCGGAGGUGGACAUGCAUCGCUGCGUCAAGAUGCUUUCCGGCCGAAAGCAGACUUCCCAUUUACAAAAUGGGAGGGAAAAAAUGGACUGCUUGACUGCUGUUUCCGAUUGCCCGGACCACAUGGCCCAGUGCCAGCUGCUCCCAGACCUCGGCCACUGCACCCGGACCUUGGCCGCUGCUCCUGGACCUCACCUGCUGCUCCCAGACCUCGCCCUCUUGCCUGCCGUCACCAGUCGGGCCCAACUGCUCCUGCCAUCGCUAAUUGGGCCCAGCUGCUCCCAGACCUCGCCCGCUUGCCUGCUGUCGCCAUAGUUGCUACUCCAAGUCUUGAACACCCGAAAACGAGCGCAGCAAAAAAAGCAAAUACAGGUAGUGGAAGAUCAUUCCAAGAGGCCUGGACAGAGUCAUUUGGAAUGAUUGAACACCAUGGGAAAGCGUUAUGUACUUUGUGUAAUGAAAGUGUUGUGUGUCGCACAUCAAGUGUCAAACGGCACUUUCUCACCAACCACAAAAAUGCUGCCGCACUUGGUGCAACUGAAAGAAAAGAGUUUCUUGAAGGGAAAUUGAGGACAUAUCAUUCCCAGUCUCUUAGUUUCUCCAACAAUCUUUCUAGAAUAAAUCAUCUGACAGCUGCCAGUUUUCAAAUUUCACUGUGCAUAGCAAAACAUUGUAAGCCCCUCUCUGAUGGAGAUAUUAUCAAGACGGCCAUGUUGUCUAAGUGUAAUUCCCUUUUUCAUGAUUUCCCAAACAGGGAUAAAAUUAUUAAACGCAUCUCUGAGAUGCCACUUAGCAGAAAUACGGUUAAAGAUCGAGUCCAGCGCAUGGCAAGUGAUGUUAGUCAGCAGCUCACUACUGACUUAAAAAAGGCAGCCUGCUACUCCAUGUGCUUGGAUGAAAGCACAGAUGUAAAUAAUCAUGCCAGGCUAACAAUAAUUUUGCGUUAUGCUGUUGGUGACAUCAUGAGAGAAGAGCUGGUGAAACUGGUGUCUUUGCCUGAAAGAACACAAGGGAUCGAUAUCUACAAUGCUGUGAUGGAGGCUUUUUUGUCACAAGACAUAAGACCAGAAAAAGUGGUUUCGAUUACUACUGAUGGGGCACCUUCUAUGGUGGGCACAACAUCUGGUUUCAUACAGUUGUUUGUUAAAGAAACAAAGCAUAAAGUUAUUCAGUUCCAUUGUAUUAUACAUCAAGAAGCUCUUUGUGCCAAGGAAAGCAGCAAAAAAUUUGACGAUGUCCUCAAAGAUGUCACAAAAAUGGUGAAUUACCUCAUGGCUUGUGCUCUGAAUUUUCAACAGUUUAAAGCACUUUUUGAGGAGCUUCAGACACAAUAUAAUUGUUUAUUUAUGUACAAUAAUGUCCGGUGGCUGAGCAGAGGACGAGUCCUGGAGAGAUUUGUAGCCUGCUUGGAUGAAAUUAGGCUGUUUAUGAAUGAAAAAGGGCAGAAAUAUCCACAGCUCACUGAAACGGCCUGGCUUACCAACCUCAUGUUUUUUACAGAUUUUACAGUACACUUCAAUGUACUGAACAAACAACUACAAGGUGUAGGGAAAACAGCAGAAAGGACGUUUUGUGAUAUCAAAACAUUUGAGAGAAAACUGCAGGUUUUUGAAAGAGAUCUUGAAAGUGGGCAGCUGAAAUAUUUUCCAAAUCUAAAAAAGCAUUUAGAAAGUUCUACAUCGUUUGCAGACAAUCCUACAAGCCAUCAGGAAAUCUACAAGGAAUUUUCUAGCAUUGUAGCAGCUGCAAAGGUGAAUUUUAGUAACAGAUUUUUACAGUUCCGUAAGAUGGAGACAACUCUGUAUUUCCUUACUUCUCCAGAUAAAGCCAAAUUUGAAGAGCUUGAUCUUUCCUGCUUAAAUUGGUUAGAUUUAGAAAAUCUGGAAAUGGAGCUAUUGGAAUUUCAAGAAAACCGUAUAUGGAAAAAUAAAUUCUAUGAUCUGCGUGAAACACUUGAGAAGAUGGAAAGGAUGACAACGGACAGCACAGUUAGUUCUGAAAAUGAAAUCCUUAAAGUGUGGAAUUCUCUGCCAAAUAAGUUUAAGUCAAUGAAAGCACUUGGGAUUGCUUUCCUUACUUUGUUUGGAUCAUCUUAUGCUUGUGAGCAGCUGUUUUCAGCCUUGAAUUAUAUCAAACCUGACACCAGGAACAAACUCACAGAUGACCUGAGUGCUGCAUUUGUUGCUCUCAAACUUACAAAGUAUGAGCCAAGGAUAGAAAAAUUAUCAGCGUGCAUACAACAGCAAAGAUCACAUUAAAGCAUGCCAAAUGCAAACUUUUACUUUUCAAUAAAAAGUUGUUUUUAUCAUUGAA
Messenger RNA from Pantherophis guttatus, 4469 nucleotides. RefSeq lists its product as uncharacterized. Gene Ontology annotation, molecular function: sequence-specific DNA binding. Gene Ontology annotation, biological process: regulation of DNA-templated transcription. The record is from RefSeq and is a predicted model, not a curated record. NCBI's taxonomy places the organism in Eukaryota, Metazoa, Chordata, Lepidosauria, Squamata, Colubridae.